Molecule: messenger RNA, 2893 nt
Organism: Thlaspi arvense
Lineage: Eukaryota; Viridiplantae; Streptophyta; Magnoliopsida; Brassicales; Brassicaceae
Source: the annotation of a GenBank genome assembly
AUGAGCGUUGGCGUUUGCGAGAAGAAAAAACAACUGAUAGCAUUAAAACGAACUGAAAAAAGAAAUCCACAAACAGAUUACGACGAAGUAAACGCUGCGAAUCUCAGUUUUGGCCCUCGAAUUUGCUCAAAUGACUUCUUCUUCGGUUGCGUCCAUUUGGCCUUAACAAACGCUCUUCAAUCUAGGAUCGCCGUUGUUAGAGAAAGUGAUCUAGCGAAGAUGAUGGUCGAGGAUCUCGGUGUGGAAGCCAAGGAGGCGGCUGUACGGGAGGUGGCGAAGCUAUUACCCCUACCCGAGCUUUUGCAAUCAAUUUCUUCGAUCAAGGCCGAUUACAUCGCUCGUCAACAGGCGAAUGAUGCGCAGCUAAGUACAAUGGUUGCUGAGCAGGUUGAACAAGCUGAAGCGGGGUUGGAGUCGCUUUCCUCAUCGGAGAAAACCAUUUAUGAACUGAGAGAUAAUUUCAUUUCUAUCGACAAGCUUUGUCAGGAAUGCCAAACUUUGAUUGACAAUCACGACCAAAUAAAGCUGCUGAGUAAUGCCAGGAAUAAUCUAAACAAAACUCUAAAGGUAGAUACGCCAACUAGCACUGAUCCUACCGCUCAAACAGUUUCUGGUUCAGAUGUAGAAGGCAUGAUGUCAAUUUCUGUUGAAGCUGCUGCUGCUCGGGAGUCUCUGAGUGAUGAUAAAGAAAUUGUUAACACUUACGAGAGAUUAACAGCACUUGAUGGUAAACGGAGAUUUGCCUUAGCAGCUGCCGGAGAGGAGGUUGGGAGGCUAAGGGAAUAUUUUGAAGACGUUGAUAGAACAUGGGAAACAUUCGAGAAGACACUAUGGGGUCAUGUUUCCAACUUUUACAAACUUUCUAAAGAAAGUCCACAAACGCUUGUUCGUGCUUUGAGGGUUGUUGAGAUGCAAGAAAUUCUUGACCAACAACUUGCUGAAGAAGCAGCAGAGGCUGAGGGAGAAGGUGCGAUGGCAUCUGUAGCAAAUCCUCGAAGGCCUGGCAAUCUCCUGAAAAGCAGUGGUAUUAUUAUUGAAGUCCCGAUAAUCACUUGUGACAUGUCUUGUGUUUGUGGUGCUGAAUCCAGGAAAUCUACUACAACGUCAGCUUCGUCAAAGGGUCUUGCACAGCAGAAGUUAAAAAUCCAAGGGAAAGGCUACAAGGAUAAAUGCUACGAGCAGAUUCGAAAGUCAGUCGAAGAUCGGUUCAACAGGCUUUUGACGCUUGUAUUUGAAGAUCUAAAAGCAGCUUUGGAGGAAGCUAGAAUGAUUGGAGAGGAACUUGGUGAUAUUUAUGACUAUGUGGCUCCUUGUUUUCCUCCAAGAUACGAGAUAUUUCAGCUUAUGGUGAACCUAUAUACCGAGAGGUUCAUACAAAUGCUCAGAUUGCUCAGUGACAGGGCAAACGAUCUGACAAAUAUAGAGAUAUUAAAGGUUACUGGUUGGGUGGUAGAGUACCAAGAAAACUUGAUUGCACUUGGUGUUGAUGAUUCACUAGCUCAAGUGUGCUCAGAGAGUGGUUCAAUGGAUCCCUUAAUGAAUGCAUAUGUCGAACGAAUGCAAGCUACAACAAAGAAAUGGUACAUGAAUAUCCUUGAGGCGGAUAAGGUGCAACCACCUAAGAAAACAGAGGAAGGGAAAUUAUAUACUCCGGCUGCUGUAGAUUUAUUCAGAAUACUCGGAGAGCAAGUGCAAAUUGUUAUGAUCGAUUUCCAAGCAGCUGAAAAGAAGAGAGUUGAAGAACCAGCUUCUGAUAUUGGUCUGGAACCUCUCUGCGCUAUGAUAAACAACAACCUUCGCUGUUAUGACCUUGCCAUGGAGUUGAGUAAUAGCACUUUAGAAGCUCUUCCACAGAACUAUGCGGAGCAGGUGAAUUUUGAAGACACUUGCAAAGGUUUCUUGGAGGUGGCUAAGGAAGCAGUGCAUCAAACAGUUCGCGUUAUCUUUGAGGAUCCAGGAGUUCAGGAAUUACUUGUCAAGCUUUACCAGAAAGAAUGGUGCGAGGGGCAGGUUACCGAGUACCUCGUUGCAACUUUUGGUGAUUAUUUCACAGAUGUGAAAAUGUAUGUUGAAGAAAGAUCAUUCAGAAGAUUUGUUGAAGCUUGUCUGGAAGAAACAGUCGUUGUUUAUGUUGAUCAUCUCCUAACACAGAAAAACUACAUCAAGGAAGAAACUAUUGAAAGGAUGAGGCUAGACGAGGAGGUUCUUAUGGAUUUCUUUAGGGAGUAUAUAAGUGCAUCUAAAGUGGAGAGCAGAAUCAGAAUAAUGAGUGAUCUGAGAGAACUCGCAUCCGCAGAGAGUCUUGAUGCAUUCACACUCGUGUACUCGAACAUCCUUGAGCACCAGCCCGACUGCCCGGCCGAGGUCGUGGAGAAGCUUGUUGGACUGCGUGAAGGCAUACCACGAAAGGACACAAAAGAGGUGGUACAAGAAUGCAAAGAAAUAUAUGAGAACACUCUUGUAGAUGGUAACCCUCCAAAGACAGGCUUUGUAUUCCCGAGAGUCAAGUGCUUAGCUGCUUCCAAAGGAUCUCUCUGGCGAAAACUCACUUAGAUCAUCAACCUUCAGCGUUUGCGUUUUCCAUUAUAUGGCGUUUGCGUCCGUGUCUUCUUUUUUUGCUUGAUAUAUUUCCUCUUUGUAAAUUCUUUAUGUUCUUUGAUUCUCAUCUCUAUUAAUUUGGUUUGUUCUUUCUUACCUCUUCCUGCCCUGGAAACGUUUGUCACUUACGCUAGAUUAUUAUUUCUGUAGUGGCCUUCUCGUGAAUUUGAAUUUUUUUUCAUUGGUUUUAGAUUUCAUUGCAUUCUUCUGACAUCUUCAACUUUAUUUUGUUUAAAAUUGAUGGUAUAUUGUUUCUUUUUAGUAAGUAACAAAUACAGUAAGGCUUGAUUGAUUA